AUGGCUCCUUCUCUCUCCAACAUUGUUCUUGACGGUGACCGCAGCCCACGGCAAGAAGGUCCGCUUAUGGAUAAUGAAGAGACGCUUUACCUCUUCUACCCAUCUUCUGAAUGCCCCAGUCCUUGUGUAACUCUCGGAGACGGCAACGAUAGGACAUUCUUCUUUCUGUCGGCCAAAGCACUGGGAGACGCCCUCAACAUUCCCAUACCCCCGGGCAUCACUUGCAAUCAACCACAAGAGGACAUAAAUGGGCGAAUUUCUUUUAUUCAGCCUAACAGCAGCCCCAAUGUCGACGACGCUUUCGCCAACGAAGCUGACAUUGCGGCUCUAAUCCACGGUGUUGACAAUGCUUCUUCGGGCUGUUGCCCUAGCGAACCCGGCCCCAGGAGCUUGGCCCGAAUGGCUGCCGCCGUCGUUGCAGCAGCUACAAGGCAACAAGACAGUGAACAGCAGCAGGACCAGGCGGUGCUGUCUACCUCCUUGCUUUCAGCGUUUACUGCACUUUCUCCACUGGAGGCAUCAAGAGCAACAUCAAUAUCGGCCUCGGCCCCCCGGAGGGCAGGAUCAUCAAGAAGACCGCCAGCCGUGCAACCAGCGUCGGAGCGCUCCAAGCGGAUAUCCCCAGAUCUACCAAGCGAGUGCAUAGCAGCUCCAAAGCGGCUGUGUUCUUUUCCCGCGGUGGACCAGAGGCCUAUGGGUGUCGGGCGUCAAGGUCCCCGUCUCGUCGUUGCAAAUGUUCCCCUGCUGCCGGGUCCCCCUCCUUCCUCCAAGCCUACGCUCCCCGCGAGGGCCACUGACAAGCGCCAAAUCAAGCCUACUGCACGAUAUGAAGCAUGGGCGACUGAAAUGCGAGAGGCCUCCAGGGGUGGUCAAAGAGGAACCACUCCUGCAGCUGCCAGACAGCAGCCAGCGAGGCCUGCUUCUUCAAGAUCCGCAUGCAACAAUAGAAAUAGCAGAUCUGAGAACCGUGAACCACGUGCGCAGCAGCAGCGAAGGAGGAAUUACAACAGACGAAGCACGGCGACGAUCCGUAACAACGGGAUGGCAGCUGCUGCUGUCGCCUGA
Eimeria maxima is the source of this 1065-nucleotide messenger RNA. RefSeq lists its product as hypothetical. The transcript has 2 exons. Lineage: Eukaryota; Apicomplexa; Conoidasida; Eucoccidiorida; Eimeriidae. The record is from RefSeq and is a predicted model, not a curated record. Bases 1 to 1065 code for a protein of 354 amino acids.